This is a messenger RNA of Danio rerio (zebrafish), 1300 nucleotides long. The record is from RefSeq and is a predicted model, not a curated record. NCBI's taxonomy places the organism in Eukaryota, Metazoa, Chordata, Actinopteri, Cypriniformes, Danionidae.
GUAGUCUAAUAUGUCUAAGUUUGGUCAAUAAUUAAUUUGUUAGUGUAGAGUUGCAAGCGCACAGUUGCCAUGGCCGCGUUUCAAACCUACAAUGACUGCUUCCAUACGAAUAAGAAACAGGCAUCCGACUGUCUGUAAAAUGUAAAAUAGCGAGUUUGAGUUCAGCACCAUGGACAAGAAUUCUGUUUCCUAAAGAAGAUAUGAAGUAAGUUUUUUACGGGGAGGAGAGUGAAGAGGGACAUGGAAAAAAGAAAACAAUCUGAUCGUCUUAUAGGAACAAGGUAUUUAUAUAGGCUAGAUUUAUUAUAAAACAAGCUGGCAAGUCACAAUUUGAUGAGCACGAUGCUAGCACCCUCUUGGGCUUUGAACCAACAUCCCUUCGGUUUCCAUCCCAGCUAUUUAACAACUAAAUUGCGACAACCAGGCACCCAGCGUGAUGUUUAAGAAAAUCAACGCCGUUUUUCGGCCGAACCAUCCUGCGCCUCGCUCUCGGGACAGGUUCAGGUCCACUGAGGACUAUCACAGCGCGUGCACCGUGAAGUUGGUCCGGAGCACGUCGAUGCUCGUGGUCGGGGAGAGCAGUCGCGCGCUGCGGGACUCGACGCUGAAGCGGAGCGUGAGCGCCGUGAGUGUGGAGUCCAGCACCGCCCUCUACUAUUACCAGAGCCGAGAGGACCGAGUGUGGCUCUACUCCCAGAACCAGGACUGUCUAGAAUACUUACAGGAGCUGGUGGCGCUCAGGCGUCAGUACACCAAGAGCAUUAAUGACCUCAAGGACGGGGAGCGUAAAGAAACCGCGUCCCGCAAGAAGAAUGCAGCGCCGCGGCCACCGCAGAGCAGCGCACCACAGACUUCACGGCCUGUACCUUCUGCUCCACCAAUGCCAAAUGAAGAAGACACGCUCCAGUUCUUUGAUGAAGUGAUCGCAAGCUGUGACCCGGAGCCCAGCAGAAAACCACAUGUGGACAACGGCCAUGCAGACGUCGACUUUAUAGGUGAUAGUAGAGCUUAUUACAUUCUCACUAUGAUUGCAUUCAAAUCCUAUACUCUGGCAACCAGUACCAGUGACCAUGAUCUUCACUCCAACUGGGUGCUUCGGGACCCUCGUCGAAUCUCCAUGUUGGAGUCGCAGCCCAAGAAAAUAAAUAUCAGUCACGGGAAGGCAGCCCAGCGGAAAGGGGACAUGGGAAGCACAGGCAGCAGGAGAUGCCUGCAACGAAACCCUAUUCACCUGCCCAAAGUGGUGGAAAGUGCCUUUCAGACGCUACGCUUUAAACCCAAGCUCAAGAAGAAAGACUAG